CCGAGUAGUGUCUCCAUCGCAUCGAUCUCUCGCCGGCGUCGUCUCCAUCGCCGGAGACGUUUCCAAAGCCGGCGUCGUUUCUUUCGCCUGCGUCUCCUCCCUCCGACGCUGUCUCCAUCUUUGUAAUCGUAGGGGAAAUAUGGUUCCAUGGUUUUUGCUGAUCGAUCUUGUGCGUAUGUUUACACAAGCUGGUUUCUCUGAAUACAUAAUCUUUAAAGAGUAUGAACGAAGAAGGCCACGUCUCUCACCUUUCUGAGCUUCAAGUCUAAUUUUGUGACUGGAGUGUCUAUGGCGGAACCGAAGCAUAGGGUUUUAAUGGUCUCUGAUUUCUUCUUCCCAAACUUUGGUGGUGUGGAGAAUCACAUCUAUUACCUCUCUCAAUGCUUGUUAAAGCUCGGACACAAGGUGGUGGUUAUGACACAUGCAUACGGGAACCGUUCUGGAGUUCGAUACAUGACUGGUGGACUCAAAGUCUAUUACGUGCCUUGGAGGCCAUUUGUUAUGCAGACCACGUUUCCGACGGUUUAUGGAACACUUCCCAUUGUACGGACCAUACUUAGACGCGAGAAGAUAACGGUAGUUCACGGUCAUCAAGCUUUCUCUACGCUCUGUCAUGAAGCUCUGAUGCAUGCCCGGACAAUGGGCUACAAAGUUGUGUUCACAGAUCAUUCUUUGUACGGUUUCGCUGAUGUUGGGAGCAUCCACAUGAACAAGGUCUUACAGUUCAGUUUAGCAGAUAUAGACCAAGCUAUAUGCGUUUCACACACGAGCAAGGAGAACACUGUUCUGCGGUCUGGUUUGUCCCCAGCAAAGGUUUUCAUGAUACCAAAUGCUGUCGAUACCGCUAUGUUCAAGCCCGCUUCUGUUCGACCCAGUACUGAGGUCAUCACCAUAGUUGUCAUAAGUAGAUUGGUUUAUCGGAAAGGUGCGGAUUUGCUCGUUGAAGUCAUUCCAGAAGUAUGCCGUUUAUACCCCAAUGUUCGUUUUGUUGUUGGAGGGGAUGGACCAAAACAUGUGCGACUAGAGGAAAUGAGAGAGAAGCAUUCUCUCCAAGAUAGAGUCGAAAUGUUGGGUGCAGUGCCACAUUCUCGCGUGCGCUCUGUUUUGGUCACCGGUCAUAUCUUCUUAAACAGUUCUUUGACAGAAGCUUUCUGCAUAGCUAUAUUAGAGGCGGCUAGUUGCGGAUUAUUAACUGUCAGCACUCGUGUUGGAGGUGUCCCUGAGGUCUUGCCUGAUGACAUGGUUGUACUCGCUGAACCUGAUCCAGAUGAUAUGGUACGAGCAAUCGAGAAGGCAAUAUCAAUACUCCCAAGUAUUAACCCUGAGGAGAUGCACAAUCGAAUGAAGAAGCUUUACAGUUGGCAAGAUGUGGCCAAAAGAACCGAGAUUGUGUAUGAUCGUGCCUUGAAGUGUUCAAAUAGGAAUCUUCUUGAACGUUUAUCGCGGUUCCUCUCGUGUGGAGCUUGGGCAGGGAAGCUAUUCUGUAUGGUUAUGAUCGUUGAUUACUUGCUUUGGCGGUUACUUCAGUUACUGCAGCCUGAUAACGAUAUCGAGGAGGCACCUGAUGUUCUUCUUCACCAUCAUGGAGAGAAGAGACACUGAGUCUUCAUCAACAGUCUCUACUCUUCGCUUGUGUAACUCGCUUGUGUAAUCAGGAUUGUCUCUUGUCAGAGUCGUGCUUACGUUCAAAUUAUAUAAAAUAUGGGCUUACGGUUUCAAUUUUUUAAGAAAAACUUAGGAACCUUUUCU
Eutrema salsugineum is the source of this 1749-nucleotide messenger RNA. RefSeq names its product phosphatidylinositol N-acetylglucosaminyltransferase subunit A. Gene Ontology annotation, cellular component: glycosylphosphatidylinositol-N-acetylglucosaminyltransferase (GPI-GnT) complex. Bases 289 to 1602 code for a protein of 437 amino acids. Gene Ontology annotation, biological process: GPI anchor biosynthetic process. The record is from RefSeq and is a predicted model, not a curated record. The transcript is spliced from 10 exons. Gene Ontology annotation, molecular function: phosphatidylinositol N-acetylglucosaminyltransferase activity. Lineage: Eukaryota; Viridiplantae; Streptophyta; Magnoliopsida; Brassicales; Brassicaceae.